AUGGAUGAUUAUAAGAUUAAUUUACUAGAUGACGAGGAUGUGGCGUCGAAUCGGAGAAAUCAUAGAAAUUUUGGGAUGGUGGAGGGAGGGUGGAAAAAUGAGGUGGCUACGGCGGUGACAUGCAUGGUGACGGAGUUGGCGCCGUGUGCUGAUGCCUUCUCGUCAUCCUCGCCACCUUCUCAGCAGUGUUGCACGAAGCUGAAAGAGCAGAGGCCAUGCUUAUGUCAGUACAUGAAGAACCCUAGUCUCAAGAGUUACGUUGUUUCUCCUAACGCCCAGAAGGUUGCCACCUCUUGUGGGCUUCCCACUCCCAAGUGUUAA
Lactuca saligna is the source of this 321-nucleotide messenger RNA. The record is from the annotation of a GenBank genome assembly. NCBI's taxonomy places the organism in Eukaryota, Viridiplantae, Streptophyta, Magnoliopsida, Asterales, Asteraceae.